Messenger RNA from Mercenaria mercenaria, 616 nucleotides. Its product is annotated as dynein light chain 2, cytoplasmic. Gene Ontology annotation, biological process: microtubule-based process; cilium assembly. The record is from RefSeq and is a predicted model, not a curated record. Lineage: Eukaryota; Metazoa; Mollusca; Bivalvia; Venerida; Veneridae. The transcript has a single exon. Bases 5 to 274 code for a protein of 89 amino acids. Gene Ontology annotation, cellular component: cytoplasmic dynein complex. Gene Ontology annotation, molecular function: dynein intermediate chain binding; dynein light intermediate chain binding.
CACAAUGACCGAUAGAAAAGCUGUAAUUAAGAAUGCGGACAUGUCCGAAGAUAUGCAACAGGAUGCUGUUGACUGCAGUACACAAGCUCUGGAAAAAUAUAACAUAGAAAAGGACAUUGCCGCCUACAUCAAGAAAGAGUUUGACAAAAAGUACAAUCCCACCUGGCAUUGCAUUGUGGGAAGGAACUUUGGAAGCUACGUCACUCAUGAAACCAAACACUUCAUCUACUUCUACCUCGGACAAGUAGCAAUUCUCCUAUUCAAGUCUGGUUGAUCCUGUUAUUUAAGAUUAUGUUGGAACAUGUCAAAACGAGCUUGGACCAUAAACCACGAUCAGUUGGAUUAAUCAAUAUACCUAUAACAUUUGAAGGCUUGAAAGUAUUGGCGAUUAGAACACGCAUGAUUAAAUAAUUUUAUUAACUGAAUGACCUCUUUACCUGAUCUGAUACAAUGAUAUUUAAGUAAUAAAUCUGUGUUUCACACAAUCUUUAAAAAGCCGUUGUUUGUAUUGUCCUCCGUUGUUUGUGUAGCCUUGGAGUUUUGUAGCCUUGGAGAUAUGCUGGCAUAUCGAUAUUCUUGAAAUAUGCACUUUAUUUAUUAUAAAUGUGAAAUUAUA